This is a messenger RNA of Spodoptera littoralis (African cotton leafworm), 633 nucleotides long. The record is from the annotation of a GenBank genome assembly. NCBI's taxonomy places the organism in Eukaryota, Metazoa, Arthropoda, Insecta, Lepidoptera, Noctuidae.
AUGCCUAAACCAACUAAAUUACAUUCCAAAGGAAAGUCCAACUCUCUCCAGAAACCGUGUAAAGUUGAAAAAGACACAUCCGAUGGAGUCGACCCAGAGGAAUCUGUGCGUCAAUUUCAGCUUGAAUUGUGCUGGUGUAUUCAACAGUUAGAACGAUCUUUAAACGAAAAGAAAGGCAACGAGAAGCAAAUGCAAGAAGCAUGGAAAGUCUUAACAGUACUAAAAAACAACAACCAGCCCACAAUACGCAAGAGACAACUAAUGCGAACACAUUUCGGAGACUAUAGAGCUAAAAUGGCAGCUGAAGAGAAGAAAUUAGCAAAAAUGGCCAGUAAAAUCAAGAUAUCAGAUGUUCCUGACAAACCAAAAGCUACAUUUUUGAGAAAAUCUGCAUUCUUGACAACAGGCAAUGAGUCAUUUAGAUUCAACUUCAAUUUAGCUCCUGAUCAAUUAGAUAAUGACAAAAUUGCUGCUGAUAAUGGCAACACUAGUGGCUGUAAAACUGAUAGCGAUACUAAAGUUGAACCUGAUGUUGCCACUACAAAAAAAGUGAGUGAAGAUAGUGCAAAGAAAUUUAAAUUUUCAUUUACAAAAUCUGAAUUUAAGUUUAAUUUUAAUGUAGAUAAUUCUUAG